Durotheca rogersii is the source of this 1157-nucleotide messenger RNA. RefSeq names its product telomere stability and silencing-domain-containing protein. The transcript has a single exon. NCBI's taxonomy places the organism in Eukaryota, Fungi, Ascomycota, Sordariomycetes, Xylariales, Xylariaceae. The record is from RefSeq and is a predicted model, not a curated record. Gene Ontology annotation, cellular component: nucleus. The coding region runs from base 205 to 1065 and encodes 286 amino acids.
GGAUUUGAUUACAUAACCGACUUUUCCCGUGGUACAUUUUCUUUCGACUGCACCUGCGAACUUUGUCUACAACCUACCUCGUAACGCGCCCACAUCCACACCACUCGACGACGUCUACAAGUCCAUUUCAUCACGAUUCCCUACCGCAAGAAUUCGGACACUCGCUCGUGUCAACACACACACACAUACAGGUAGCAUCGCAAGAUGGCGCCUCUUAAUAUCAAUGUUUUUGUCACCACCUUCCCCGGCCUUGGCCUCCCUCCUACACUAUCAUUCGCCGUUCCUUCCAGCACGACCUUCUCCGAGUUGCGCCACCAUAUCGAUGGUCGCCUCCCACUGACGAAUACGCGCCUGAUUCUUACCACGUUAUCCAACCAACAGUCAAUCUUCAACACUAGAAACCCCAUCUCUGACCUUUGCGACGUCGGUGAUGCAUUCAUAUCCCUACGGCUGUCGGCGCCACUAUGCGGUGGCAAGGGUGGCUUCGGCUCCCAGCUCCGCGCAGCGGGCGGUCGGAUGUCAUCGAAGAAAAAGAAUAACCGAGGGGACGAGAACGGAUCUAGCAGAAAUCUCGACGGACGUCGAUUGAGAACGGUCAACGAAGCCAAGGCGUUGGCUGAGUACCUCGCCAUCAAGCCGGAGAUGGAACAGAAGGAAAAGGAGAAGCGACGGCAGCGAUGGCAGCAAAUCGUUGAAGCGGCUGACGAGAGGGAACACGAAAUCAAGAAUAGCACCAAGGGUCGAUUAGACGGGAAAUGGGUAGAGGAUAAGGAAGAAGCAGGAGAGAGGACGCGCGAGGCGGUCCUGGCUGCGAUCAAGGCAGGAAGCUACAAGGACAAUCUGCUCGGCACUUCUCACUCGUCGACCUCGACUUCAGGGGACGAUACGGAGGGUGGUGCAUCGACCGAAGAAGAUGACGGACCUGCAGACUCGAGCAGCUCUAAAGCUACUACCCCUCCGACGCACGCCGCCUCGAAGAAACCAUCCACGAGAGCCUUCGCUGGCUUUGAUGAGGAUGACGAGUUCAUGAGCUCCUCCGAUGAGGACGAUGACAGUAGUAAAUAAGGAAUUACCACCAUCUGACCCUGAUCGACAACAUCCGCAGGGUCGGUCGCUCCCGGGCUAGUUCCCAUAAGGAGACGCCACGUCGACCCUCA